Physcomitrium patens is the source of this 4589-nucleotide messenger RNA. Its product is annotated as kinesin-like protein KIN-14B. Gene Ontology annotation, molecular function: microtubule binding; ATP binding; microtubule motor activity. Gene Ontology annotation, biological process: microtubule-based movement. Gene Ontology annotation, cellular component: microtubule cytoskeleton. NCBI's taxonomy places the organism in Eukaryota, Viridiplantae, Streptophyta, Bryopsida, Funariales, Funariaceae. The record is from RefSeq and is a predicted model, not a curated record.
AUGGGGGAUGCCAAAGGAGUACGCAAUUCGUGGGGCGGGGGGCUACCUUCAUACAGGCAGUUUGAUGCAGAUGAUGAACCGAGGGUGCGCGAGGCGCCUGUGUAUGUUCCUCAGUCUCCUUCCUUGACGGGAAGAGUGCCGCAGUCUCCUUCACUGGCAGGAAGGGUACCACAGUCCCCCUCUUUAGCAGGGAGACGACAUUCUAUUUCUGCCGUGCAGUUCCCUGACACUCCCAAACAGAAAAGUUUGCAGUCUCCCACAUUUGUCAGCAAGGUUCUUAAAGUUAAGGACCGUCUCUCUAGUGCACGAGAGGAAUGCAUAGAGCUCCGACAAGAGGCUAGUGACUUACAAGAAUAUUCAAAUGCCAAAAUUGAACGGGUGACCAGAUACUUGGGAGUUCUUGCUGAGAAGGCUCGCCGAUUAGACGAGGUAGCUCUGGAUUCAGAGUCUCGAGUGACUCCAUUGAAGAAAGAAAAGAAGAAGCUUUUUAACGAGUUAGUCUCUGCAAAAGGAAACGUCAGAGUUUAUUGCAGAGCUAGACCACAAUUUGAGGAUGAAGGCCCCUCUUCUACGACUUAUCCUGAUGACUUCACGCUUCGUCUCAACUCUAACGUUACAGCUGCUCCUAACAAGGAUUUCGAGUUGGACCGCAUUUAUGGUCCACACAUCUCUCAAGCCGACAUCUUUCAAGACCUCCAGCCUCUUGUACAGUCUGCACUGGAUGGCUUUAACGUGUCUAUAUUUGCUUAUGGUCAAACCGGAGCAGGAAAAACUUUUACUAUGGAAGGACCAAGUCAUGACCGAGGGUUAUACUACCGAGUCUUGGAAGAGCUCUUUGAUCUGGUUAACUCAGAAGCCACUCCAACUUCAAGCACGUCAUUCUUUGUCACAAUGUUCGAGCUUUACAAUGAACAGGUCCGGGACCUCCUGAAAGCUCCAGACAACAGGGGUGCCUCCACAGUCCUGUUUGGGGAACCGGGGCGUGGUGUUGAGUUGGUGGAUGAGCGUUUAGACAGUCCAUCUGGAUUUGCCCGAAUAUUCAAGUUUGGAAAGCAAAUGCGAGCAAAUGUGGAUGGAGUGAAGUUUGAUCGCAGCAGCCGCUCGCACUUAGUGGUGACGAUUCACAUUCACAGUUCAGAUUCUUUAACUGGAGAGGAGCAUUACAGCAAGCUAUCAAUGGUGGAUUUGGCUGGUAGUGAGCGUCUCAACAAGGCCGAAGCUAACGGAGACCGUUUGACAGAGUCAUUGCACAUUAACAAAUCUCUAUCCGCUCUGGGUGAUGUCUUGUCUGCACUGACCACGAAGAAAGAUUAUAUUCCUUACGACCAUUCGAAGCUGACUGAACUUCUUUACGAUUCUCUUGGAGGAGACUCAAAGGCAGUUCUAAUUGCGAAUGUUAAUCCCAGUAAUGCGGAAGUACAAGAAACCAUCGCAACUUUGAAUUUUGCAUCUCGUGCUCGUAGUGCCGAGAUCAGUUUGGGUAAUCGAGAUACAAUUAAGAAGUGGAGAGACAUGGCAAGUGAAGCUCGCAAAGAAUUAUAUGAGAAGGAGAAAGAGGCAACAGAGGCCCUUGGUGAAGUGAUGCAGUUAAAGCGCGCUUUGAAGGAAUCAGAUGACCAGUGCUUACUAUUAUUUGGUGAGGUUCAGAAGGCAUGGAAGUUGGCUAGCUCCCUACAAGCUGAUCUCACCAGUCAUGAAUCAUAUAUUAACAAGCUUCAGUUGGAAAACGAUAGACUGAGCGAGCAGAGCAUCAGAGAUAAAGAGCAGUAUACGAAUGUGUUGACACAGUUAACGACAUUCACAACGCGAGAAGAGCAAUAUCAGUCGCAGAUUAAGGAGCGCAGUGCAAGGAAUGAGGCACUUGAAGUAAGGGUGCAGGUGCUGGAACAGCAACUAAACGAAGCUAGAGUUGCUGCGGCCAGAACUUUGCCUGCUAGGCCAGAUAACUCCGCAGAGUUGCAACGGCUGCGUGAAGAAACCGAAAAUGCUUUGGACAUGAAUCAGAAACUCGAAGAGGAGCUCUCCAAGCGAGACGAGCUUAUCGAGAGACUACAUCAAGAGAAUGAGAAGCUUUUCGAGCGACUGACGGAUAGGAGUAUGACUACAAUUAGCUCACCAAGGGUUUCAUCCACUCCGAAGAUUCCACGUGCGGAGUCAAGGGGCAUGGAUGAUUUCAACUUGGACGGUGGAUUCGUAAGUGCUACUGCAGUGCCAGGUUCUCCAGACAUGCGAUCAUCCAGUAGUAUGAGGGAAUCAGCUGGCCCACCAUCCUCUCCGGGAGGUAGUGGUGCAUUGCUUAAGUAUGGCUCGGGAGAGUCAGUAAAAUCAACACCAGCAGGAGAAUAUUUGACAGCUGCUUUGAUGGAUUUCAAUCCAGCCCAGUACGAAAGUGAUGCAGCAAUUGCUGAUGGUGCCAACAAACUUCUGAUGCUGGUUUUGGCAGCUGUAAUUAAGGCAGGGGCAUCUCGUGAGCAUGAGAUGCUUGCAGAAAUUCAAGGAGCUGUGUUCGGAUUCUUGCAUAAAAUGGAAAAUUUAUUGGUUAUGGACACCAUGCUUGUUUCCCGUGUGCGGAUUCUGUACAUUCGCUCACUUCUGUCCAGGGCACCGGAGCUACAAUCCCUCAAGGUUCCGCCUGUUGAAAGGUUUUUGGAAAAAGCAGGGUCAGGAUCAGCAACUGGAUCUGGUAGUGGACGUAGCAGUCGUAAUUCAAGUCUCGGAAGUAGUCCCCAGAGAUCGCCUGCUCAUCGGAACAAAGGCGCGGACGACUAUGGGCCUGGAUUUAAAGUUAGUCUUAGACAAGAGAAACGUUCAAAGUUUUCUUCUCUAGUCUCAAAGUUAAUGGGAAACGGGGAUCAGGAUAAUGGGCGACCACAUGUAACGGAAGGGAAGUUAAAAGAGACAACAGAAGAAGCACGCGCUUUUGCAAUUGGCAAUAAGGGACUUGCUUCACUCUUCGUGCACACCCCGGCUGGUGAGCUGCAGCGUCAGAUUCGAGGGUGGCUUGCUGAGAAUUUUGAUUUCUUGUCGCUGACUGGUGAAGAAUCGAUAGGAGGGGUAACCAGUCAUUUGGAGCUCCUUUCAACAGCUAUUCUAGAUGGCUGGAUGUCCGGUCUUGGAGUUCCAGCCCAACCCAGUACUGAUGCUUUGGGUCAACUUUUGUCUGACUACACUAGCAUGGUCUACACUCGCCAGCUUCAGCACCUAACGGAUGUGGCAGCUACAUUGGCAACUGAGGAAGCAGAGGACGCGGCUCAGGUUACUAAGUUGCGGUCAGCUUUAGAAUCUGUAGAGCACAAGCGCCGCAAGGUCUUGAUGCAGAUGCGCACUAACGUAGCACUUCUAUCGAAAGAUGAUGCUACCUCACCAACUCGUAGUUCAUCAAUGGAUACAGAGAAUGUUCGAAUUGCAUCACUCAUGUCCCUUGACGAUUUUUUCAAGCAGGCUGAGGAAAUUUACAGGGAUGCUCCUCAUGGUACAACUACUGUGAACAAGAAGAUGACUUAUUUGAGGCGACUUGAUGCUCUUGAGGAGCGCAUGAGCACACUCCUCUCCAUCGACCAACCAUGUGCUAACAAAUGUAUUAUGGACGCAAGGAAAUUCGUCGAAUCACUGGAAGAGCAGCAAGUGGUCUCUGGUGGUCGGCAUUCGAGAUCUCGCACGAUGGAUGAGCUUGAUGCUUCCGGUAAUAUUGGUCAGUGGGACGAGGCAAUGAACAACGGAGUUGAGAGCGAAGUUGUUCAAUGGAGUGUUUUGCAAUUCAAUAAUGGAUCUGCAACCCCAUUCGUGAUCAAGUGUGGCGCAACAUCAAACCUAGAACUUGUCGUCAAAGCGCAGGCGAAAAUGCAAGAAAAGAAUGGGAAGGAAAUCGUCGCUGUUGUUCCGGUGCCCUCCGUUCUGGAUGGGUUGUCAGUAGAGACCAUACGGCAAACUAUAUCGCACCUCCCGGAGUCAUUUCUUCAGUUGGCUAUGGCCAGGACUGCAGAUGGCACCAGAGCACGAUAUACCAGGUUAUACAAGACACUAGCAAUCAGAGUCCCAGGAUUAAAACAUGUCGUGGAGGAGCUUGAGGAAACAUCAAUGUCGAAAUAAACUUUCAUUGCAAUGGCCGUAGUGUGCAAGUCUCAUCGAUCUUGGCAUGAAGUCAUUGACCGGAUUCUUAGAGUCGUACUGACAGGAUCUAGCAUGUGAUAUCCGUCCUGCAACGUGCUUUUGUCAUCCGAAGGAGACCUUGUGUCAACGUCGAUUCAUCAUCGUUUGGAUUACAGGUUUAGGGAAUUGCUUGAGAUUGAGCAUUGUUUUAGCGAGAUUGGUUGGGUGCAGUCAGCUCCCUGUACUCUGUUCAUAAUUUUAGUAGCAAGGGAUGAAGAUGUGGAUUGCUCUUGUGUGAACUGGGUUGUGUCCUUUUAGUGUAGUGAAUUGUCUAUAUACAGAGCAGGUAUUUGUGUACUACUCAGGCUUAUCUCGUGUGAUAAUUAUCACAUGUAAGGCAGUUGCUUCACAACUUUUUUUGUAACAUAUAGGUGAAGGGGAACUUCAUACGUGAGGUGCAGAUUGACCAUCAUCAUCUAGCUCUUCAAAUGUGGGCUGCA